This is a messenger RNA of Lathyrus sativus (Indian pea), 1932 nucleotides long. Lineage: Eukaryota; Viridiplantae; Streptophyta; Magnoliopsida; Fabales; Fabaceae. The record is from the annotation of a GenBank genome assembly.
AUGACUUCUUUUGUUACUAUCAUCAUUUUGGAACUUCUUUUGUUGUUCUUCCCUUUUACUUCUUCUCUAAAACAACUACAAACAAAACUAGUUCAACCACCUAUGCUUCCAAAUUCAUGCAACGAAACAUGUGGAAAACAUCAUGUUCCAUUUCCAUUCUACCUCAACAACACUUCAUGUGUAUCAUCUUUGUCAUCUUCUUUUCACCUCACUUGCACAAACUCAUCCACCCUUUUCAUCAAACUAGCUUCACAAAACUAUCGCAUUUUGGAAAUUUUCUCAGACGGUUUGUUAGUAGACUUUCCCGGCGCGUCGUCGUGUCGCCAAUACAACGACUUGAACUCGUUCGGCGAGAGGUUUUUCGACGGAAAGAACUAUUUCGGCGUAUCGGUGGACAACGUUGUUGGUCUCUAUGAUUGCGAAGAUUCUUCGCUUUGUAAAGCGGAUUGUGAAACGGUUAACCUUCCUGGUUGUGAUGGAAGUGUUGAAGGUGGUUCUCUUGGAUGUUGUUAUCCACUUUCUGAUCAUAGUAUAUGGCAUGUUGGUGAAGGUUUUUCGGUUUUUUCGAAGUUUGGAUGCCGAGGGUUUUCUAGUUGGGCUGUUAUAAGAGGCUCUUAUUCAGGGAAAAGAGGGGUGAAAUUGGAAUUUGCUAUUCCUAGAAACUUUUCUAAGGAGAUUUGUGCUAAGAAUGCAGCAGUUGUGAAUUCUACAUCGGUUAAAGAUGGUGUAAGGUGUGUUUGUCAAGAUGGAUAUGUUGGUGAUGGUUUUGCUAAUGGGACAGGAUGCUUAUUAUCCUGUAUCAAAGAUGGAAAGGAAGCAUAUGGAAGUGACUGCUACAUCAAAAGACAUGAUCAAAGAAAAAUGGUCAUCAUUGCUGGAAUCCUUUGUCCAGUUCUUAUUGUUGCCUCCUUAGCCACACUAUUUUAUCUUCUAAAGCGAAAAGAAAAGCCAGGAAUGUUCGACUCCGAGCAAGCUUAUUACCACAACAUUUCGUUCCGAAAAGCGUGUAGAACUCGACUAUUCAGCCACCAUGAACUAGAACAAGCCACCAAUGGUUUUGAAGAGAACAGAAAACUCAUGCAAUGUAAUAACACCGCAAUGUUUUCUGGUGUCCUUGGCGAUGGAUCACAUGUAGCUAUACACAAAUUAUCAAAAUGUGAGAAUGAAAAUGACAUGAUGCAAGUCAUGUCACAAAUCGAAGUCCUAUCUUCGAUUCUACAUAGAAAUAUUGCAUCGAUUCUCGGUUGUUGCGUUGAUUCCAACUACACUCCUCUAGUGAUUUAUGAGUAUCCUGCAAAUGGUACCUUAGAGGAUCAUUUACACCAGAAGUUCCAAAUCAAAGGACAAAAACUCGGUUUGGAUUGGUAUAGAAGAUUGAAUAUUGCAACCGAAAUCGCUAGUACUAUUGCAUUGUUACAUUAUGAUAAAUCUCCUCCAAUAUUUCAUCAUAACCUAAAGUCAAGUUGCAUAUUCCUCGACGAUGAUUUUGCAGUCAAGAUUGCAGGAUUCGGACUAGUUAAUUACGAUUACACGAAUUGCAAAAAUCGCAUAUGCAAAAACGAUGUAUACGACAUAGGUGUGAUGCUACUUGAGAUUAUCUACGGAUCAAAUCAAUUGGACUCACCUACAUUAGCAUUGAAGAAAAUUAGGGACGGGAAGAUCGAAGAAAUUGUUGAUCCGGUUCUUGAUUAUCACGAGCAACCGCAUUAUUGUCAAGAACAGAUUCAGAUUAUUGCUGAUCUUGCAACAAGAUGUUUGCUGUUUGGUGCAGAUGGAAAGAUGGGAAUGGUUGAUGUUGCUAGGGAGUUGGUUCAUUUGACUAAAGAGAGUGUUGAUGGUGGAAAUGGAAAACUUGUGCUUGAAGAAACGUUCUCGAAUUCGAGUCUUCUUCAAAUGAUAUCUAUGUCUCCUGAUUCAAUGAAUGUUCCUUAA